Messenger RNA from Hyalella azteca, 6243 nucleotides. RefSeq lists its product as uncharacterized. Lineage: Eukaryota; Metazoa; Arthropoda; Malacostraca; Amphipoda; Hyalellidae. The transcript is spliced from 12 exons. The record is from RefSeq and is a predicted model, not a curated record. Bases 1 to 6243 code for a protein of 2080 amino acids.
AUGGAUCACGUGUACAUGAUGGAUCUAAUCUACAUGAUGGAUCUCCUCUACAUGAUGAAUCUCCUCUACAUGAUGGAUCUCAUGUACAUGAUAGAUUUCUUGUACGUGAUGGAUCACGUCUACAUGAUGGAUAUCCUCUACAUGAUGGAUCUCCUCUACAUGAUGGAUCUCCUCUACAUGAUGGUUCUCCUGUACGUGAUGGAUCUCCUCUACAUGAUGGAUCUCAUGUACAUGAUAGAUUUCUUGUACGUGAUGGAUCACGACAAGGAAGAACGUGAAAGACGAGCAAAUCUAAAGAUGGAAGAAAUGAAGCAAAAGAAUGAAGCAUAUCUCAGAAGAUUCAAGGAGAUUGAAGAUGAGAAAGCAAAUGCUUAUAAAAAGAGUUCACAAAACUUCAACAUAUCAGAACUUAAAAGCCAUGAGCAGCCCCCUCACCAGGCCCAUGAUCAUCAUUGGCAUGAGCAUCAUCUGCGUAAUCCUCCGCAGGAUGGCAAUCAUUCAACAGAUAUUCAUCUAAAGCAAAGGAAGGAUCAUAACUCUGGUCCUGUAGACCUCACAACUUAUCCAGAUAGCACUUCUUCCACCCCUGCCAAUCCUUCGGCUUCCUUUUCAUCCAUAGCUGAUGAAAAUUCCGCUAAUCAGGAUAAUGGACCUCCCCCUGAUCCCCAGUACCGAUUCUUGGCGGACCCUGAACGGGAUGGGGAAUAUUUUGGGGCUGGUCCUCCCCCAGAAGGAGGGCGGGGCUAUGGCCGGGGCAGAGGAGACAGGAACAACUGGGCACAAAAAGGUCGUGGUCGAAGUGCCGGCAGAAACUGGCAACGAGGAAGAGGAGGUCGUAUGCCUUACCCUCCACAUCAUGACCAGCAACAUGACAGCCACCAAGACGAGAACUCUUCAUAUUAUGAUGAAAGCAAACAGCAAGAUCACCACCACAAUAUUGGUCAAUAUCUUAACCAUGAAUCAGACAAACAUAUGAGCCAAGACUCAGGUCUUCCGUCUUCAGACCAUACGUAUCCUGAUGCAAGCCACUCUAAGGAAUUAUCCCGUCCGGAGUCUUUGGUAGCUGCAGAAGAAGCAGAACCUCCUCCCAGGAGUCGGUUUGUCUCAAGAGACGUGCGGCUGGAAGACGGUGUAGGAUUUGAUACCAAACCACAAUCAUCGAGUUUCAAGAACGAAGGAUUUUCUCGAUACAAUCAAGGUGGCUUCUAUCCUAUCAAGGAGCCUCAUCAAAAUGCAUCAGGAGACAACAACUAUCAUGAGAUGAACGCUAAUGAGAACAGGGCUGCCAACUAUGCUCAUGAGUACCAACGCCCUGGACACGGAUACACUGAACAUGAUGAUCGGUACUCGAUGAAUUAUGGUAACCGUGAUCAAGAUCCAGAGCAAUCCCAGGAUGUACGGAGCGGCAACCAGGCUGAUACCCAUGGAGAGAUGGGGAGAAGAAACCAUGGAGGUGGUGGAAGAGAAAGUUAUGAUAUCGAAUUCCAUCACGGCGCAAGAGGCAAAAGAGGUUUUGCUGGAGGCUGGAGAGGAGGUAACCGUGGUUAUGGAGGAGAAGGUAGUCGCGGCAAGAGAGGUUAUGGUGGAGAACGAGGACGAGGCAGCAGAGGUUAUGCAAGAGAAAAUUUUGGAAGAGGAGGGAUGAGAUAUUUCGAAGAAAAUAAUGAAAGAAGCAGCCAUGAUUUCGGUAAAGAAUCUGACGGAAGCAGAAGUAGAGAUUAUGGCGGAGAAGAUGUUGGCAGGGGAGAUGUAGAUCAUGAUGGAAGAGGUGGUAGGGAUUAUGGUGGAAGAAGUGAUAGAGGUUAUGGCGGAAAUAAUGGUGGAAGAAGUGAUAGAGGUUAUGGUGGAGAUAAUGGUGGACGAAAUGACAGAGGUUAUGGUGUAGAUAAUGGUGGAAGAAGAGGUAGAGGACGGAAAGAUUUCGGUGAUGCAGGCGAGGUUUGGAAGAACAGAAGAGGAAGAGGCCGAGGACACUGGCAAGAUGAUGAUGGCUGGCAACGUGGAGGCCAACAUCCCAGGCACAACCAGCAAAUGGCCCCCGAACGCGGCCGCGGCUGGCGGCGCCCAUGGGACAACCGUCACACCGAACGCCGGGAGCGAGAGGUCGCGGUGGGCGGAGAGACAAGCAAAACUUACUCUGAUCGUCAAAUGAAUGAGAAGAGCACGCUGGAUGAACUGCUGGCGGCCUCCUCAGCCAUGGCCCCCGGGGAGGCGGUCCGCUCCCCACACGAGGAAUUGUCUUCUGCCUCGCGGGGCCCUAGACAGAACAGACGGAGGAACCAGCGCAAGCGGACAAACAGGGGCUCCUUCAGCGACAACAGAAACAUUGUGCCCGAGGCCAGUGACCCCCACAACCAACAGGAGACAGGGAGAAGGCAUAGAAAUUCCCUUCCUGAGAACAAUGAUGACAAUGUGGAACCUGAGGCUGGGGCAGGCGAGAUGGUUGGGGCAGAUGAGAAGGCUGGGACUGGCGAGGAAUGUAAGCCCCAAUCACGAAGGGGAAAUAGAUCUUCUAGGCACAAGAACUUUAAUGCUCGGCAGCAGAUACCUGCUGUUGAAGAUGUUAAUCUACUGACGAAAAAUGAGGAAGAUGUUGACAAAAAUUGUGGAAAUGAGAAUGUUGAAUGCGCUCCCGACAUUGCAGCACGCGAUAUUUCUGAUGUUGAAGAUGGGCUCAGCUUCUCUGCUGCUGAUGUUAAAUCAAGCAGCAUCCUAGGCUCACAGAAUAAUGAUGAGCCUUCGUCCUUUUCCAUUGGAAUGGACUCGUUAGCGAAUAAUAGUUUAAUUGGCCAUCCAAUUACUGGCAAUACUCGUCCAAUCACCGGCAAUUCUCGUCCAAUCACUGACGCCAAAGAUCCUUCGUCUACUGAAGACCGAGCGUCGGUUAAUGAAAAUAAUGAAAUUACUGCAAUGGUGAGCAAAAUUACAGCAGAAGAGGAAGACAAACAUGAACUACGCAAAUAUAAUAACAUGAAGUCUGAUAUUAAAGACGUCGGCGCGGACGGUUUUGGGUUCGGAGAAGAUUGCUUCAGGGCGGAGUGUUACGACAGCAGCAUCCGCCAUGAGCGCGAGAAGCGAGAAGCUAAACCUGCUCAACAAACUAAAGCUAAUGGCAAGAGAAAGAAUAUCUGGUCUGAUGUGCUUGCUGACGCCCCUUCUGAUCCCGACCAGACCCAGGAUGACGCUGAGUUUACUUAUCAAUUAGUUCAUUUAGAAGGUUUUGUCUCGAAGAAAUAUACUCACUGCUUUGUAUUCCUGCAGACAUCCACUGGGGAAAUGUCGGCUUUUGACGUCCUGACGUCGGUGGCAGAGAAACUUGCUCUUGGCGCCGAUGUUGGCAGGCCUUUGAAUUCCAGCGCCGCUUGCGACGACACAAAAAAAUUUUCCUCGACGGAGUCCAGCAUCAACAAUGACGUUAGGUUGUGUCCUGAGGCAGCUCCUGGCUCCGAUGAUGGCACUGAAAUAGACGAUGAUGGCCUAGUGGUUCGGAUGAUGGAUGACGGGCAAAUGGUUCGUCCUAAAGACGAUGUCGGAGAGACUGCUGAGGGCAUCAUCACUACCACAGCGGCUUGUGAUCCCACUUCCAAUGUCCUGAAUCAUUCUUCUGGUGAAAAUUCUAAGACUUCUACCGGUAUCGCCGCUGACAAGUCGUGCGAACCUAAAGAAAAAGUGGAGAAUGGUUUAUCCCUCACUGAUGUGGAUUGCACUAAAGCUGUUGAAAGCGCAGAAUCCCCAAGCUCACUUGACACGCAAGUUGAUGUUGUGUCUCAAGGCGUGGCUGAUAUUACAUUGCAUGCCACGUCUCAAGCCUCCGAUGGUUUAUCUGCCGGGGAAUUCUUGUCAAGUUCUGCAACUGCGCAGGCGUUGGGCAACACAGCCAUCAAAAACUCGAGCUCGGACCGCCGAGGAAAAGUUGUCUCGUUUCAAGAACCCGAUUCUUCUCCACGAGACGUUCCUUGCACGGAAUCUUCUCAUCAAGAAACAAGUUCUACACGCGAAAUCGACUCUCUCCCUGGGUUGGAAUAUGCGGGAAGUAUUCCUUGUUCUAAUAGUAAUACUAAACUCUUCCAUCAUGGGACGAAAGAUACUAGUUCGCUAUGUGACCGCGUUGGCUUGACAGACCACGACGCACAAUCACCGGAUCAUUCGGCCCUGAAUAACGCUAUCCAUUAUCUCGAGCAAAAUAAGGGGAAUAAUGCGGAGAAUGUAAAUGAGGAAGCACACAUGGGUGUCGGUGAAACUACUCCUGGACCAAAGUCAGAUGAUACGUCUACAGUCUCUGGCAAGUCCGUUUCUCCCACCAGCGAUCCAUCCGAAGUCCGGUCACCAACCGCGAUUCCUGCCCAACACGAAACCACGACCGAAAUUCUUCACGAAUCCGCAACCAAGCCUAAACUUACUGUAGAUCCUCAAGCAUCCUGCGAAGAAUCUGUUGAUUUGAACGAAUAUGGCGAUUUAACAGAAGCGCAGUUCAAAACGAAUGAUGGACCAAAGCCGGUUGUUCCUGUUGCUGGUCUAACGGAAACCAAGGACCACAUUACAGACGCUGGUGCUACACCCGCUACUCCAACAGCGUCGUCACCCGUCAACAAUAUCCUGGCUCAACAAGUUCUAUUCAAUCCUCAACCUUCUUCUGAUCCCGUACAUUUCAGCUGCAUAACUCAUCCUUUAAAGGAUACCCAGCCUAUGUAUUUGGGAACCUGCAACACAAUUAUACAUGGGGGAUCUUAUGUACAUGAUGGAUGUCCUUUACAUGAUGGAUCUAAUCUACAUGAUGGAUCUAAUGUACGUGAUGGAUCUCCUCUACAUGAUGGAUCUAAUGAUCUCCUCUACAUGAUGAAUCUCCUCUACAUGAUGGAUCUCCUCUACAUGAUGGAUCUCCUCUACAUGAUGAAUCUCCUCUACAUGAUGGAUCUCCUCUACAUGAAGGAUCUCCUAUACAUGAUGAAUCUCCUCUACAUGAUGGGUCUCCUCUACAUGAUGGAUCUUCUCUACAUGAUGGAUUUCUCAUCUCACCGAUGUGUUGUUCNCCUCUUUCACUCGUCCCUCUACCUCUUCCACCCAACCCUCUACCUCUUCUACUCGUCCCUCUGCCUCUUUCACUCGUCCCUCUACCACUUCCACCCAACCCUCUGCCUCUUAUACUCGUCCUUCUACCUCUUCCACUCGUCCCUCUGCCUCUUCCACUCGUCCCUCUGCCUCUUCCACUCGUCCCUCUACCUCUUUCACUCGUCCCUCUACCUCUUCCGCUCGUCCCUCUACCUCUUUCACUCGUCCCUCUACCUCUUCCACCCAACCCUCUACCUCUUCUACUCGUCCCUCUGCCUCUUUCACUCGUCCCUCUACCACUUCCACCCAACCCUCUGCCUCUUAUACUCGUCCUUCUACCUCUUCCACUCGUCCCUCUGCCUCUUCCACUCGUCCCUCUGCCUCUUCCACUCGUCCCUCUACCUCUUUCACUCGUCCCUCUACCUCUUCCGCUCGUCCCUCUACCUCUUUCACUCGUCCCUCUACCUCUUCCACCCAACCCUCUACCUCUUCUACUCGUCCCUCUGCCUCUUUCACUCGUCCCUCUACCACUUCCACCCAACCCUCUGCCUCUUAUACUCGUCCUUCUACCUCUUCCACUCGUCCCUCUGCCUCUUCCACUCGUCCCUCUGCCUCUUCCACUCGUCCCUCUACCUCUUUCACUCGUCCCUCUACCUCUUCCGCUCGUCCCUCUACCUCUUUCACUCGUCCCUCUACCUCUUCCACCCAACCCUCUACCUCUUCUACUCGUCCCUCUGCCUCUUUCACUCGUCCCUCUACCACUUCCACCCAACCCUCUGCCUCUUAUACUCGUCCUUCUACCUCUUCCACUCGUCCCUCUGCCUCUUCCACUCGUCCCUCUGCCUCUUCCACUCGUCCCUCUACCUCUUUCACUCGUCCCUCUACCUCUUCCGCUCGUCCCUCUACCUCUUUCACUCGUCCCUCUACCUCUUCCACCCAACCCUCUACCUCUUCUACUCGUCCCUCUGCCUCUUCCACUCGUCCCUCUACCUCUUCCACUCGACCCUCUACCUCUUCCACUCGUACAACCACCUCUUCCACUCGUCCCUCUACCUCUUCCAAUCGUACAACCACCUCUUCCACUCGCUCCACUUCAUCCCAGCUGUAUCCGUCGCUUACUUCAUCCCAAUGCUCCCUCGCGGCUUUUCUGUCCGGCUGUCCUCUUGCGAAGAAACCAUCGUCAUCUUCUCUUAA